This is a messenger RNA of Cryptomeria japonica (Japanese cedar), 4281 nucleotides long. Its product is annotated as E3 ubiquitin-protein ligase UPL7. Gene Ontology annotation, biological process: ubiquitin-dependent protein catabolic process; protein polyubiquitination. The coding region runs from base 339 to 3905 and encodes 1188 amino acids. NCBI's taxonomy places the organism in Eukaryota, Viridiplantae, Streptophyta, Pinopsida, Cupressales, Cupressaceae. The record is from RefSeq and is a predicted model, not a curated record. Gene Ontology annotation, molecular function: ubiquitin protein ligase activity. The transcript has 14 exons.
AAAGCUUCAAAUUUAAAAAAAUUAAAAUAGAGAUGCCUGAAAAAUUAUGCGGAGACCGGGAAGAAAAGCAGACUUAUGCAGAGGGGCAACAUAUUCAUGUCGUUUACAAUUAUUCAGCCAUGUAACUCUUAAACAUUACAGUGGAGAUACACCUUUGUUUAUUUAUCUUACAGGCUGAUGUCCUUAUUUUUCCCUUCAAUUUUGAGCUUCUCUGUGGACUGCGAGAGAAUCGCACACUCAUCUUUCGGUUGUAAUUGAUUUGAUUCGGUUAUAGUUGCAAUGAUAGUGCUAAAUCGGCAGCUGGCGACGUAAUUUGUGAAGAGAUUAAUUUCGUCAGUAUGGAUAGAUUUCGAAAGCAAGAGCAUCAGGUCUCACUAAGGGGGGCAAGUGCAAAAGAGAUAACUCGAGAUGCUUUAUUGGAGAAAGUGAUGCAUGAAAGAGAACUGCGAAAUCAUGCAAAAAGAGCUACUGCUGCAGCUUUGUUUAUUCAGAGAGUUUGGAGGGCGCAUUAUGCUGCUAAAUGCAUAGCAGAAAAGUUUCGGACAGAAUGGGAUGCAUUUGUAGCUCAGUUUGAUGAUGUUCCUUUAAGUGCAGAAUUGAUAUCAAAAGAUAUUGUAAGGCCUUUCCUUUUCUUCAUGUCUGGGCCCCUGAAACUGUGUCAUCAGGUACAAGGAACUGAUGAUGAUCAGCGAAUGGUCAAAUGCUUCAGAAUACUUUUGCAAAGCAUCAGCUGUCCCAAUGCAGAGCAAAAUUUUUGCUCCUUGGCAUUUAAUUCGGUGGAAGAGCAUGCAGGAUGGUUCUUUCAAGCUUGUAAAUUACUCUCAAUUUGUUUCUUUACUCUGACCAAGGAUGCUGGUGGUGCAGCAUCUGUAGUUAUUGCACUAGCAACACGUUUGAUGGUUUCCCUAACUGAUGUGAAUACAUGGAACCACUUUGUCAAAGACCACAAAGGAGAUGGGAGCCUUGUGGCAUGGAAGCUUAUAAAUUGGAUAUCAAUUGGAAAUGCUAGUCUUUAUUCUUCAGUUCGUCAGUACAUGAUGAAACAUAAUAGUCCACUCACUGGGAAGUACAAGUCUGUGGGUGAGAUGGAUGAAAGCUUCAUUAUAACUGCAAGUGCUAUAACAAUGGUCCUGCGACCUUUUUGUGCACUAAAACCAGAAGAUUUUAAAAAUAUCCACUCUGCAUCAAAUCAGUCAGAUUAUCCUGAGAGUUAUAAUGCUGGAAUAAAAGGUGCAGCAGAACAAUUUUGUGUGUAUAUACUUACAAUCCCUCAUCUCACACAACGACUUCCUGCUGUACUGAUGCCUGCUCUUCAACACACAGUGACUUUCUCACAUUUUUUGAAGACAUUGGUGAUUUCAAAGGAAGUUAUCUUCCCAGCAAUAUCAAAUUUGGAUCAACUAAAUCUAACAGGGACUCCAAGUUCUGUAUGGGCUCUGGUCAAUAUUGUUAGUUUGGCAUCAGUUUCUGACGAGAGCUCUGAGUACUCUGGACAUCUCGUGAAGGGCUUGGAUUGUAGUGAAUAUGUGUUUGCUCUUUGUAGCAUUUUAGAGGAUUUGAUGCCAUGGAUUGAGAACAACAGGCAAAUAAAACGAAAAAUGGCUGAGGAUGAAGAAACAUUUGAUGAAAACCAUGUUUCAGCUGCUGUCAAGCACUAUUCUUCAAGUAAUGCAAACAAUGAGGAUGGACUUACAGACAUGAAUUUGUCAUUUAUAGAGUUUCUGAGGCCGCUCUAUCAGCAGUGGCAUCUGCAACUGCUCCUAAAUACAAUUAAAAAGGACAGUUUUCCUAUGCAUGUAACACAACAUAAUGACAUGUGGAGUCAAGAAGGCAUGAAGAGGAAAUUGGAACUGCAAGAUGUUGCCCAGCUGUAUUCAUACCUUAUUGCGAUGUUUUCUGCUUUCAAUUCAUCUGCUGGACCUUUGCCCAUCCUUAAUUUAUUAGCCUUUACUCAGGGAUUUUUGUCACAACUGUGGGAAUGGCUGCAGCAGUAUCUAUCUCUCAAUAAAGCAAGUCAUUCAAAAGUUCACAAGCACGCACAAACCAGUACAAAUUCUGGUGGUAAUCAAAUUCAGGGUACACAGGGCAGAAAGGAAGAAAGUUUGGUUAGAAAUGUAAGCAGCAAGUGGGCCUCUGCUUUUUUAAGAAUGAAAGGAAGGUCUUCAAAUGAAGAUAACACCAGUGACAUGGGUAAAGAUGUCUCUAUUCAGCAGUGUACUGAUAAGGAUAAUGUAUGCCAAGUAUGGGACUUGGAACCUAUGAAGAGAGGUCCUCAGGGCAUUCCAAAAAAUACUUCUACAAUGUUGCUUUUAUUUUGUGCAACAUAUGCUCACUUGCUAAUGGUUCUCGACGAUGAAGAGUUCUAUGAGAAACAGGUUCCUUUUACACUUGAACAACAAAAAACAAUUGCAGCUAUGCUUAAUACAAUGGUUUAUAAUGGGUUUUUGAGUAAUGCUGGGAACCAUAGCAAUCCUUUGAUGGAGGCUGCUGUUAGAUGCCUGCAUUUCUUGUAUGAAAGAGAUUGCAGACGUAGUUUCUGCCCCCCUUCUUUGUGGCUUGCCCCUGCUGUCAAAUAUCGCCCUCCUGUUGCAGCAGCAGCCAGGGCACAUGAAGCUGUGGCGACAUCCUUGAAGUUGGGAGGUUCAUCGGUGGCUCCAUUGAUGGGUUCUUUGGUUGUGACUGUUCCACACGUGUUUCCAUUUGAAGAGAGGGUUCAGAUGUUCCGUGAGUUUGUUAAGGCAGAUAAAGCAUCUCGAAGAAUGAUGGGCGAGGUUGCUGGACCUGGACCAGGAUCUAUUGAAAUAGCAGUGCGUCGAGACCACAUAGUGGAGGAUGGAUUUAACCAGUUAAAUUUGCUCGGGUCAAAACUAAAAUCUUGUAUUAAUGUUUCUUUUGUCAACGAGUGUGGCCUCCCAGAGGCAGGAUUGGAUUAUGGAGGUCUGUUCAAGGAAUUUUUGACAGAUUUGGCAAAGGCAGCUUUUGAUCCGCGUUAUGGGCUUUUCUUGCAAACUUUAACGGAUGAGAGAUUGCUUUUUCCACAUCCACCAGCCCGACUCCUUGGAAAUGGAGUGCAAAUGAUUGAGUUUCUUGGAAGAGUUGUAGGUAAAGCUUUAUAUGAAGGCAUUUUACUGGAUUAUUGUUUCUCUCAUGUUUUUGUGCGAAAGCUACUUGGUCGAUAUAGCUUCCUUGAUGAGCUUUCUGGUCUUGAUCCUGAGCUGCACCGGAAUCUUAUGUACCUGAAGCAUUAUGAAGGGGAUGUCAAAGACCUUGCUUUAGAUUUUACUGUAAUGGAGGAUAUUUUUGGAAAACGAGUUGUGAUUGAGCUUAGACCAGGUGGUUCAAAUAUGCCAGUUACAAUUGAGAAUAGAUUGCAGUACAUCCAUGCAAUGGCAGACUAUAAACUUAAUCGGCAGAUCCAGCCAUUGAUAAAUGCAUUUUAUAGAGGAUUGUCAGAUCUUAUAUCACCUUCUUGGCUAUGCUUAUUCAAUGCACAGGAGUUCAACCAGCUGCUUUCUGGAGGAGAGCACGAUUUUGAUGUUGAUGAUUUGAAAAGCAAUACUAGGUAUUCAGGUGGCUAUUCUGAGAGCAGUCGAACUGUGAAAUUAUUUUGGGAGGUGGUCAAAGGAUUAGAACCAGGAGAGCGUUCCAUACUUUUGAAGUUUGUGACAAGCUGCUCCCGUGCCCCACUAUUAGGUUUCAAGCAUCUACAACCGCCAUUCACCAUCCAUAAGGUUGUAUGUGAUACACCAGUUUGGGCAAUGAUUGGAGGACAGGAUGUGGAACGACUUCCAUCUGCCUCAACUUGUUAUAAUACAUUAAAGCUUCCAACAUAUAAACGGCUAAGCACGUUAAGAAACAAGCUAUUGUAUGCCAUUCAAGCAAAUGCAGGAUUUGAGCUUUCUUAACCAAGGAACAAGAUCUUCAUUUGGCUUUCUGCCAUGUUAUACUGAUUUUCCCAUAAUGACUCAUUGUACUGGAAAUUGAUACUAUUUAAACAAUCUUAUUCAAUGCUUUCCACCUAGCAAUUGAUUUGUACAGGAUUGCGUUAUGAUCUAAUGAUUGGUGCCCUCCACAUGUCAUUUUGUAUAUUUUGUUUGUAAUAUGUCUUUUUGCCCACAUGCCACACUUAUAAUGGAUGUAUCAUGCAUCUAUUGUUCUUGCAAACUGUUAUACUGUCCGUGAUGGCUACUUAUGGUGUUUUUGACUGAUUUAGAGUUGAGUGUAUAGGAUUACUUAAAAAAAUGUUUAAUUUGACUAUAUUAAGUGAAGCAGUAUAUAUGA